Purpureocillium lilacinum is the source of this 555-nucleotide messenger RNA. RefSeq names its product 60S ribosomal protein eL18. Lineage: Eukaryota; Fungi; Ascomycota; Sordariomycetes; Hypocreales; Ophiocordycipitaceae. The record is from RefSeq and is a predicted model, not a curated record. Gene Ontology annotation, biological process: translation. Gene Ontology annotation, cellular component: ribosome; cytosolic large ribosomal subunit. Gene Ontology annotation, molecular function: RNA binding; structural constituent of ribosome.
AUGGGUAUCGAUCUCGACCGCCACCACGUCAAGGGCACGCACCGCAAGGCGCCCAAGAGCGACAAUGUCUACCUCAAGCUCCUGGUGAAGCUCUACAAGUUUCUGGCCCGCCGCACGGAUUCGUCCUUCAACAAGGUCGUCCUCCGCCGGCUGUUCAUGUCCAAGAUCAACCGCCCCCCGGUCUCCCUGUCCCGCAUCGUCGGCAACAUCAACAAGGAGGGCGAGAAGCGCAUCGUCGUCGUCGUCGGCACCGUCACCGAUGACAACCGCCUGUUGACCUUCCCCAAGGCCACCGUCGCCGCCCUGCGCUUCACCGCCACGGCUCGCGCCCGCAUCGUCGCCGCCGGCGGCGAGGCCAUCACCCUGGACCAGCUGGCCCUGCGCUCUCCCACCGGCAGCAACACCCUGAUCCUCCGUGGCCCCAAGAACGCCCGCGAGGCCGUCAAGCACUUCGGCUUCGGCCCCCACAGCCACAAGAAACCCUAUGUCGAGUCCAAGGGCCGCAAGUUCGAGCGUGCCCGUGGUCGCAGACGCUCGCGUGGCUUCAAGGUUUAA